ACUAUACAAGUGGCUAUCGAUAAAGUGAAGUUCCAUCUCUGCGCCAUGCAUUAUUGUGAAACAUAAAAAUUGAAAUAUGCGGUGCUAUUAUGAGGAGCUGGGCGUGUCCCGUGACUCCAACGAGGGUGACAUCAAGACAGCUUAUCGUAAAUUAGCAUUACGCUGGCAUCCAGAUAAAAAUCCAGACUGCCUGGCCGAAGCAAAGGAACGCUUUCAGCUUAUUCAACAGGCCUAUGAGGUGCUAUCCGAUGGCCAGGAGCGUGCCUGGUAUGAUAAUCACCGAGAGCAAAUUUUGCGCGGCAAAAACUCCGACUACUCCGAGAACUGCUUGGAUGUGUUUCCUUACUUCACCGGCUCCUGCUACAAGGGCUAUGGAAAUGAUGCUCAGGGCUUUUAUAGCGUCUAUCGUGAUGUUUUUAACAAAAUUGCUGCCGAAGAUAUGGAUUUCAUGGACAGCGACGACGACGAACUGAGCGCGCCACAAUUUGGAAAUGCAGACAGCAGCUACGAGGAUGUGGUUGGUCCCUUCUACGCCUACUGGCUCUCAUAUAGCACCAAAAAGACCUACGAAUGGCUCUGCCCAUACGAUGUGCGAGAAAUUAAAGAACGUUUCAUAUUGCGUAAGGUGGAGAAAGAAAUGAAAAAAAUUGUACAGAAUGCGAAAAGGGAAAGGAAUGAAGAAAUUCGUAAUUUGGUUUCAUUUGUGCGCAAGCGCGAUCGUCGAGUGCAGGCCAACAGACGUGUGCUUGAGGAGCGCGCUGAGGCGAAUCGCUUGAAGCAGGAGGAAAAACGCAGGGAACAGCUGCGCCAACGUCAAGAACAGCUGGCAGCUGUGCGUGCCAACAAGGUGGACAACGAUGGCUAUGAGGAACAGCUCAGGCAGCUGGAGCAACAGUAUGGCAGCGAAUCAGAUGAAUACACUGAGGAGGAGGAUGAGGACGAGAACGAAGAUGAUGUCGAAGCUGCUAACACAGACUCGGACAAUUUGAGCGAGCAGGAAGUGGAGUAUGUCGAUGAUCUGUAUUGUGUGGCAUGCAACAAGUCGUUCAAAAAUGCAAAAGCGCGCGCCAAUCACGACGAGAGCAAAAAACAUCGCGACAAUGUGGAACGCCUAUGCCAGCAAAUGGAGACCGAGGAGCAGGAAUUUAACGAACGCAGCGAGGAGCUGGAGGCGGCAGAAGAAAGUCUAGAAGACCUGCAGUUGAAUGGCAGUCAUGAAGCGGACUUGGUCAGCGAUGAAGCAGCCGAACAAACGAACAACAAACGCAACAAGAAAAACAAGAAAUCAAAAAAAGUUGCUACCAAGGCUGCUGUAGAAAGCGAUGAUGAAGACCAAUCAGUGCCAGCAGUAGAUUUCAAUGCAGCGCCAAGCAAUAGCGAAGACGAUGACAACGACGAUUGGAGCUGCAGUAAAAAGUCAACUAAAAAGACAAAAAGCAAAAAGUCAACAACAACAACAAACAGCAGCAAACAAAAAGUUGAAGCGACGACAGCGGAGGCAAAGUCAACAGCUGCGCCAGCCAAGACAGCGAGAGGCGGUGAUUUAGUGGAGGCAACAGUUGUGCAACAUACUUGCGUCACAUGCAAACUUGUGUUCGACUCCAAGAACAAACUGUUUGCACAUCUUAAGAAGACCAAUCACGGUGUCUACAUACCCAAGGCCAAGCCGGAUGUGGAGGGCAAGCCUCCCGGCAAGGGCAAGGGGAAGCGAAACAAGUGAAGAUUCUCUCGCUUUAUUUGGCUGUUGCAGUUGCAGUUGCCACUGCAGCUGUCAUUGUAGAAAUAGUGUAGUUGUCUAUUUAUACAUAUGCUAAUGUUAAAUCGUUAAAUUCGAAAUUAAAUUAAGUGUACACGCCCAAUUGCCAGAUGAAUUUUAA
Messenger RNA from Drosophila hydei, 1877 nucleotides. Its product is annotated as dnaJ homolog subfamily C member 21. NCBI's taxonomy places the organism in Eukaryota, Metazoa, Arthropoda, Insecta, Diptera, Drosophilidae. Gene Ontology annotation, cellular component: cytoplasm. The record is from RefSeq and is a predicted model, not a curated record. Bases 77 to 1720 code for a protein of 547 amino acids. The transcript is spliced from 3 exons. Gene Ontology annotation, molecular function: nucleic acid binding; zinc ion binding.